Molecule: messenger RNA, 861 nt
Organism: Fundulus heteroclitus (mummichog)
Lineage: Eukaryota; Metazoa; Chordata; Actinopteri; Cyprinodontiformes; Fundulidae
Gene: ccl20l
Product: C-C motif chemokine 20-like
Exons: 5
Coding region: 475-780 (101 amino acids)
Biological process (GO): cellular response to type II interferon; lymphocyte chemotaxis; monocyte chemotaxis
Cellular component (GO): extracellular region
Molecular function (GO): CCR chemokine receptor binding; chemokine activity
Source: RefSeq, a predicted model, not a curated record
GAGGAGUCUACCUCACCCAUUUUCUCAAGCAAAUAAUCCCUAAAAACCAUCUAAAAUUGAAAUUGGCAUGCAUAUUUUGUAAUGAGAGGGGAAGCAACUUUAUAGGAAGAUACCUGGAGUCAGUUUAUUAUUAUUUCAAUCAAGGAAAAUUUGUAAAAGUAACCCAAUCAGGGUCCUUUUUAUUGAGGCAGAAAAGAAAAGAUGUGUAAUGAAAGCUGUUACUCUUGGCGAUAAACCCACAAGCGAUUCCCCUUGACUGUGCCAAGCUUUUUAAGUGUCUUUUUGGCGUCAUGGUGGUUUUACCGCCUGUAUCACUACUAUUUCAGUGCACUCUCGUGGCUCACAGCAACGUUGUUUCCACUUAAAGAAAGGAAACUCUGUUUUUUCUUUUGAACCAAAUAUUUUUCCACAGACCUACUCUGCAGUACUUUUGUAGAAGGAGCAAAAUUUGACAAAGACUUCAGCAGAAGCAUCAUGAUGAUCGCCAUCGCCCUCUUCAUCAUAUUGGGGAUACUGACCCCAGCCCCGGCUGCUGGAUUUCGCAUCAGCAAACCCUGCUGUACGAGAUACAGCGAUAAAGCUGUGGCAUUUAAACAUAUCCGAGGCUAUAGGGAGCAAAUCUCUCUGGAGCACUGUCGCAUCAACGCCAUCAUUUUCUACACCACCAGUAACCACGAAGUCUGUGCGAGACCGGAGGAUGAGUGGGUGAAGAAAGCUCUCGACUCGCUGAGCGCAAAACUGAAGAUGAUGUCCAACAACAUUGUGGGCGAAGGACUCUGAAGAGACAAUCUGACAACUUUCUUUUGUCAUCCAUGGUGGAAGUGGGCUUUCCAAAGAUUAUACUGAUUUGCAAUAUAUAUA